AUGAGUGAGACAGCGAGUCUUUAUGCACAGACAAGGACACCCAUUUCUUCUCUGGAUGCCAUGGCUCAUCACCACCCGCAUUAUCGGUCACCCUUCGGAGACACAACCUUCACCAAACUGUUCGUGGGAGGACUGGCCUGGGAGACUCCCACCGAAGAAAUGCGCAAAUAUUUCCAGCAGUUCGGGGACAUUCUUGAAGCUGUCAUAAUCACUGACAAGAACACCGGAAAAUCCAAAGGCUACGGAUUCGUAACAUUCUGCGAUCAAGAAUCAGCAAAGAGAGCUUGUGCUGAUCCAAACCCAAUAAUAGAUGGCAGAAGAGCAAAUUGUAAUAUUGCUUCUCUGGGAAGGACUCGACCUUCACCACCUCGAGGGAGGAAUAUAGUUCAAGGUGGAGGAGGAACAGCACAGAGUGUUCAGGGAGCGGGACCGGCGCCGUCGCUGCCGCCAGCAGCUGCUGUUCUGUAUCCACCAUAUGGCUAUACAACCUACACUCCUGAUUAUGGGUACCACCACCAAGCCACAUUGUACAACCCACAGAUUCAGCAAGCACAGUACUAUCAACAGCAGCUAUAUGGAGCAUCAUCUUCCACCAUGAGCACCCCAUAUUACUAUGGUUACUCUGUGCAAGCACCAAGAAACACAUUUUCUUCACCCCAAGCAAAUCGCUUAUCACCUGGACCAUCUUAUCUAUACUAUUCUAGCCCCGUGGAAGUCUCAUUCUCUGCAUAUCGUCCACCCCAACAAUCACCAAUGAGGCAAACCUUUCCUUCUCCUAGUGGUAGAGAUGAUGCGCGAGUGAGAGAGACAGAGGUGCACACACAGAGAGAUAUGAAUUAUGAUGCACUUACUGACACACUAUAUAUUAUGAUUUGGCUGCAAUAUAUGGGCAUGGGGGUCCACAUGGGCAACCACAGAGCCAUGUGA
Messenger RNA from Sphenostylis stenocarpa, 927 nucleotides. The record is from the annotation of a GenBank genome assembly. NCBI's taxonomy places the organism in Eukaryota, Viridiplantae, Streptophyta, Magnoliopsida, Fabales, Fabaceae.